Messenger RNA from Pseudovirgaria hyperparasitica, 3325 nucleotides. RefSeq names its product Piwi-domain-containing protein. Bases 362 to 3073 code for a protein of 903 amino acids. Gene Ontology annotation, molecular function: RNA binding; protein binding. The transcript has 3 exons. The record is from RefSeq and is a predicted model, not a curated record. Lineage: Eukaryota; Fungi; Ascomycota; Dothideomycetes; Acrospermales; Acrospermaceae.
CUUACGACAACAUCUACCAAUAUAAUCAAACUUGGAAACUUGUAGCACUGGACAGCAAGCUAUAUACCUUCACAAUACGCUCAUUACAAGACGUCGUUGGUGCCUCUCUUCACGACCUAUCCGAGUCUUAAUCUGCUAUCUCUUUCAAGUCUGAACGAGAUAGAAAGCAGUUGCAAGCAACAAUGGCUGGUAUAUCGCACCGUGGACGAGCUGGUGGAGCAAGAGGCGGUGGUGGCGUUGACAUAUACUGGUAAGAUUUCAUGGACACACUCGCUCAGUCUCUGACCUAUGAUCUCCUAGUCAAGAUGGCGGACCGAGAAAGAACGUGGAAGUAGAGAAGGUCGAGGACAGCGUAGACCUUAUGCUGAAAAUGGUCAAGCUUUUCAGUGACGAGAACCCAACGCGCCCUUGUUUCGGUACCAAAGGUAAACAGGUCACUCUGUGGGCAAAUUUCAUGGAGCUAGUUACGAAACCGGACGUAAUGCUGCACCGCUAUGCCGUUAGUCUUUCGCCAGAGUCUGGCGAUAGAGUCCCGACCGGAAAGAAAGUCAAGCGUAUCAUCAGCCUUCUACUUCAAGAUCACUUCGAAACUCAGAUCAACAGUAUCGCGACCGACUUCGUGUCAAAUCUGAUAUGCUGUCAUGAGCUCGACCUAGCGCAAAACCAGUUCACUGUCAUAUAUCGAGCGGACGGCGAGGACAACGCUCAGACAAAUGCACCACAGUAUAACAUAAAGUUGUCGGCAACCGGAAGCUUCCGUUUGGCAUCUUUGGUCGACUAUCUGACCUCUUCACAAGCUGGUCUCAUGCUUGAGUCUAAGGAUGAAAUGAUCUCAGCUCUUAACAUAUUAGUUGGCCAUUUCCCAAAGGCAACUUCAUCAGUUGUGAGCAUUGGACAGAAUCGACACUUCGACCUGAGAGCUAUAGAUAGGAUGAAUCUGGGCGCAGGCCUUGAAGCAAUCCGUGGAUUCUGUCUUAGCGUACGCACAGCCACAGCUCGCAUCCUGGUAAAUGUUCAAGUCAAAAAUCUUGCAUUUUAUCUUUCAAAACGCCUUGAUGACCUCAUGAAGGAUUACACAAAGGUGAACGGGUGGGAUCUACGUGGUCUGCAGCUGUUUAUCAGAAGGCUGUCCGUCCACGCGACGCACUAUGGCACACCAAGGAUUAGAGUCGUUCAGGCAUUUGCGAAUAAAGAUGACGGAAAGAGUCUCAAAUAUCCGCCCAAAGUUCCAAGAUUCGGUGCGGGUGCCAAAGAGGUACAGGUCUUCUUCACAUCUCCAGGUGCUCCAAUAAAGUCUACGGGAGGUGCUGCGGUCACAACUGCAGGGACAUAUGGGACUGUAUUCGACUACUUUCGGAGACAUUACCCAGAUGUCAAGAUCGAUCCUAGCUUGCCGUUGAUCAACGUCAAGUCCAAAGAGAACCCUACGUACUUACCGGUGGAAGUAUGCUACGUCAGGGCAGGACAAGCAGCGCCAUCAAAGCUUAGUCCGAGUCAAACUCAGCAAAUGAUCAGAUUUGCUGUGCGAAAGCCCAGGCAGAAUGCCCACUCUAUCACGAAAGACGGACCUCGGGUUCUAGGACUCCACUCAGUGAACCCUCUCUGGAGAGAGUUCGGUCUGAAAGUAGAUCCGAAAUUGAUAUCAGUCUCUGGGCGUGUACUGAACGCACCAAACAUCAUGUAUCUCGAUAGAAAGCUCAAGCCAUUAUUUGGUAGCUGGAACUUGCAAGCGGUCAAAUUCGUACAGGCAGCAAAUCUUCCUAGCUGGACUUACCUUAAGAUAGAGUACGGACGCGACAUCUGGGGAAAUGGUGAGUUUGACAGGCAACUUACAGCCUUCCAAGCCAAACUCCGGGAACUUGGGAUGAGAGUUGCAGACUAUACCGGAGGUCUGACAGUCAAUGUAAAGAGCGCGCAGUACGAGACCAUAAUUGACAACGCCAUCAAGACUUUUAUGCACGACCCUAAUCUGAAACCUCCAAUGCUCAUUCUGGUAAUCCUGCCGGAAAGAGACAACACAGCGCUGUAUAAUCGCGUCAAAUGGGCCUGCGAUAUCCAAGCAGGUGUUCUCAACGUUUGCGUGGUAGACAAGAAGUUCCAACGAGCCAACGGCCAGUUCUUCGCAAACAUCGCUAUGAAGGUGAACGCUAAGUUGGGUGGACGUAAUCACGAUCUGGCUCCUGCGGACCUGCCACUGAUUUCGCAAGGGAAGACUAUGGUAGUCGGUAUCGACGUUACACAUCCUUCUCCUGGAUCAUCCGAAAACGCUCCUAGUGUUGCUGCCAUGGUGGCUUCAGUGGACCCGUUCUUGGGACAGUGGCCAGGCGUGCUAAGAGCUCAGCUGUCCAGGCAAGAAAAGGUGACAGGGCUAGACGUGAUGCUCAAAUCGCGCAUUGAACUCUGGAAAGAUCUCCACGACGAACUCCCGGAAAACAUACUUGUGUAUCGCGAUGGUGUUUCUGAGGGCCAGUAUAGUAUUGUGCUCAAUGAAGAGCUUCCACUGUUGCGAAAGGCUUGCGCAGAUCUUUAUCCCGCCCCGACUACCAAAGUGAGUAAGCCUCGAAUAUCUAUCGUGAUAGUCGGAAAACGACACAACGUGCGAUUCUAUGCUACAAGCAAGGAGACAGCAGACAGAAGCGGUAAUACAUCCAAUGGUACUGUCGUCGAUCGCGGAGUCACCGAGGCUCGGAUCUGUGACUUCUAUUUGCAGGCCCAUAGCGCGCUUCAGGGCACAGCACGACCUGCACAUUACGUUGUAAUCUACGACGAAAUCUUUCGUGCGUUACCUUCACUCGUUGGUUGCUCCAAUUUAGGAGACUUCGUACAGGAGUUGUCGCACAAGAUGUGCUACCUCUUUGGACGGGCUACGAAAGCCGUCAGCAUCCCUCCGCCAGUUUACUACGCUGAUGUCUUGUGCGAGAGAGCAAGACGCUAUUUGAGUGGACUUUUCGAUCCAGAUUCUAAAAGUGUUACUAGCGAUUCACAUACAGGCAACAACUCCGUCUCUAUGGUGGAAUCUUCGAACAACGUCACAAUUGCUAAAGGAGUCGAAAGAGCCAUGAUCUACAUCUGAGAUCAAACCAGCAUAAGGUUUCAGCUCAUCUCUUUGACUCGAGAAGAAAAGCUACUUUCAUGAAAUUGUACUCGGGGAUGGUAGCGCGCCUCUGCUAAUGCUACUAUUCUUUCUUGGGCUUUCAUUUUUGGAUAGAAAGGGAUUUUACAAGGUCAUUGUUCCAUCAGGGAAAGAGCUCUAUAGCCAUAUUCAACUGGCCUCUGUAUUCACAUUCAUUUGGUAUAGACCAAUAGACUGUCAUUACUCUUAUUU